This is a messenger RNA of Lagenorhynchus albirostris (white-beaked dolphin), 405 nucleotides long. RefSeq names its product secreted LY6/PLAUR domain containing 1 (gene SLURP1). Gene Ontology annotation, molecular function: acetylcholine receptor activator activity. The transcript is spliced from 3 exons. Lineage: Eukaryota; Metazoa; Chordata; Mammalia; Artiodactyla; Delphinidae. The record is from RefSeq and is a predicted model, not a curated record. The coding region runs from base 1 to 405 and encodes 134 amino acids.
AUGGCCUUUCCCAGGGCCCUGCUGCCGCCGCUGCUCACCUCAGCCUCGACCGUGAGCUUGGGCGAGUGCGGCUGGCUGGCGAGGGGCCCGGUCUCUGGUUCUCGCUUGGCCCACCUCCUCAGCGAGGCCUUAAGGUGCUUCACCUGUGAGCAGCCCACGGCCCUUCCUUUGUGCGAGACCAUUACUAACUGCAACCCGGAGGACACAGCGUGCAGGACCUCGCAGCCGAUGUUCCGCUUCAACCACAGCCCCGGGGUGACCAGUUCCUGCUCUAGCUCCUGCGAGGCCGCUGACCCAGACAGCAUUGGGGCUGCCCACCCCAGCUACUGCUGCUCCCAUGACCUCUGUAAUUCUAUGGGCGUUGCCAGGCUCAGUGCUGGGGCCCUGGCCCCUCGGGGGCCAUAA